Stegodyphus dumicola is the source of this 630-nucleotide messenger RNA. RefSeq lists its product as uncharacterized. The record is from RefSeq and is a predicted model, not a curated record. Gene Ontology annotation, molecular function: ribonucleoside-diphosphate reductase activity, thioredoxin disulfide as acceptor. Gene Ontology annotation, cellular component: cytosol. Lineage: Eukaryota; Metazoa; Arthropoda; Arachnida; Araneae; Eresidae. Gene Ontology annotation, biological process: deoxyribonucleotide biosynthetic process.
AUGCCUCAUUAUUUUUGUACGCAAAGUUCGAGUCCGUCCAGUCCAGGUGUAAUUUUAGGGCAUGCAAAAAGUUUAGAAAAAGCGACAGCGAAAUAUCCUAUCAACCGAGUGCUUUGCAAAGUGUAUUCCAUUCCAUCAGGAAAUAUGAGUUUUGUUCAAGAUAGUAUUUUUACGGGCCAGAUGCCUAAACGCUUAAUUGUUGCUUGUGUCGAUAAUGAUGCUUUCAACGGAAACUAUAAAAAAUCUCCCUUCGAAUUUAAGCACAAUCAUAUCAAUUUUAUUGGCAUUUACGUAGAUGGGCAACCUAUGCCUCACAAUCCUCUUCAACCUGAUUUCAUGAAUAAAACCUUUAUUCGUGCUUAUCAGAAUUUAUUUGCCAAUGCAGAAAACCGAGGAUUGUAUCUUUCGAGAUCAGAGUAUCCAGAAGGAUACUGCUUAUUUCUUUUCGAUCUAUCACCUGACUUGUGUGAUGGUUCUCACUUGAAUUUAGUCCGUCAUAGUAAUUUGAGACUGGAGGUAAAAUUCGGUUUCCCUCUGCCAAUAACAACAUCGUUAAUAGUCUAUGCAGAAUUUGAAAACUUAAUAGAAAUCAAUAAAUCUAGAAAUAUUAUCUACGAUUUUGGUAACUAA